Molecule: messenger RNA, 2779 nt
Organism: Girardinichthys multiradiatus
Lineage: Eukaryota; Metazoa; Chordata; Actinopteri; Cyprinodontiformes; Goodeidae
Gene: anapc4
Product: anaphase promoting complex subunit 4
Exons: 28
Coding region: 272-2680 (802 amino acids)
Biological process (GO): positive regulation of mitotic metaphase/anaphase transition; protein K11-linked ubiquitination; anaphase-promoting complex-dependent catabolic process
Cellular component (GO): anaphase-promoting complex; nuclear periphery
Molecular function (GO): protein binding
Source: RefSeq, a predicted model, not a curated record
GUGGAAGUAAAAAUAUGGCGGCGUAUGUUCAGCAGUAAAAUAAUAGAAACAAAACCUUGACUGACACGUUUGCGACGCUCUCUUGAGGUUAAAGCUGUACUUUCUAGUUGCUUUUAGCCAGUUUUAGGAAACGGAACGGUGAUAUAGAUAUAACGACCCGGUCAACCUGCAUUAGCUGUUCGAGGUUAACAACCAGCUAACAACACCGUCUUUCAUCAGUGGAUCGGCUCUUCAGAGGUCAGUGAAGCAGCAACCUAGCAUUGCCACCAGUAUGCCUGCCUUCCGGCAAGUGGGAGAGAAACAACUUCCCAACCCUGUUCUGUGCAUGGCAUGGUCUCCUAAGAGGGAUCUGAUUGCUUUGGCUAAUACAACAGGAGAGUUGCUGCUUCAUCGCUUGGCUAGUUUCCAGCGGGUUUGGAGUUUACCACCUAGUGAAUAUACUGGGAAAGAGAUCACUGCACUCGCCUGGAGACCUGAUGGCAAAAUUUUGGCCUUCAGUCUUGGAGAUACCAAACAGGUGGUGCUCUGUGAUGUUGAGAAAGCAGAGGUCCUUCACAUGUUUCCAGCACAGAGUUCUGUAACCUGCAUGAACUGGAUGGAGGUGGUGGAGGAGAACAGUGUCCUUGGCUCCUUUCAUAAUGCUGAGGAUGAAUCCAAAUUUUUUCUUCCUGAUUUACCAACACUUCCUAAGAGCUACAGCACCACUUCAAAGAUCUUCAGCGAGGAAAAGUCUGAUGAGAUCCUCAACCUCCUCGGAGAAGUUCGGCUGAACAUCCUCGUUCUUGGAGGAGAUGCUGGAUCUGUGGAGCUUUACGCGUAUGGGAUGUACAAAAUUGCCACUCUUGGCAAGGUGGCAGGAACAUGUCGUAGUCUGAGUCUGUCCAGUGAUCUUAGGUCCCUGUCUCUCAUCACAGAAGUCCAAUCCGCUGACAGCAUCUUGGAGAUCUGCUACGUUCAGCUGGACACAGGUUUGUUGUCAGACUGUCUUCCUGAAGUCACCAGGAUGGCACGCAAGUUCACCCACAUCUCCACCCUGCUGCAGUACCUGCACCUCUCACUCACCUGUAUGUGUGAAGCCUGGGAGGAAAUUCUAAUGCAGAUGGACCUUCGCCUUACUAAGUUUGUUCAGGAAAAGAACACAAGCACCCAGGUUCAGGAUGAGUUUUUGGACCUCCUGCUGUGGGGACAGUCCAGUCCUGAGUUACAGGCUCUCCUCAUGAACCAACUGACUGUCAAAGGCUUGAAAAAGCUUGGACAGUCUAUUGAGUCUUCUUACUCCAGCAUCCAGAAGCUGGUGAUCAGCCACCUGCAGAGUGGCUCUGAGGCUCUGUUGUAUCAGCUGAGCGAGGUGAGAGGAAUGUCCCUGUGGAAGCAAAAGUUUGAGCGCCUCGGUUUGGAUUCAGAAGCUAUUGAUGGUGCGAUAACGGCUGUUGGCUCCUUCUCCCUCAAGGCUAAUGAGCUUCUGCAGGUUAUUGACAAGAGCAUGAAAAACUUCAAAGCCUUUUUUCGAUGGCUUUAUGUAGCAAUGCUGAGAAUGUGCGACGAACACGUGCCGCCAGAGCUAAACAAGAUGACUCAGAAGGACAUUGCCUUUGUUGCUGAUUUCUUAUCGGAGCAUUUCAGCGAGAAUGAGGAACUCUUUGAUCGUAAGGGGAAGUACUUUAAUGUAGAGCGCGUUGGUCAGUACCUGAAGGAUGAAGAUGAGGACCUUGUGUCUCCACCCAACACAAACGGAAACCAGUGGCUGAAGUUCUUACAGGAGAGCACACACCUCAAAGAGAGCCCUUUGCUGUUUCCAUCAUAUCCCCAAAAGUCUUUGCACUUUGUCAAGAGGAUGAUGGAGAGUGUGAUUGAGCUCUGCCUGCAGAAACCUGCAGAAGUCAUUGGAAAAUCAGUAAAACAGGCUGUCUUUUUUCCUUUGUAUGCUGUGCCAGACAACUCGGAAAAGAUUCCGCGACUUUUCCAACUUCCAUCUCUGUGGAAUGACAAAAAAGGCAAAAUGCACUGUGUUGUGUUCUGCAUGCCAGGGAUUUCACCAAGCAAACUCUACUUGUUACGGAAAGGAACCGACCCAAACAGACAUGUCCCAAACAGUUUCAUGUCAAUUGACCUGAGCCAUUAUCUGGACAGUACAGAUGAUGAUGGUGUUGCUGCCCAGUCUCAUUAUGUCUACAGCUGCCUUGAUGCUCGUUUCUACGACGAUGAAAUGCUAACGGUGGUCCUGCAAGGAUCAGAGGAUCAGAACAGCCGACAUGUCCUGGCUCAGGUUUCACUUGCCUCCAGCUUAAGCUUUGAGACUGAAUUCCACUGGGAGCCCAGUCUGAGGUUGGACCAGCAGCACAGUACCAUUCCUUGCCAGGGUCUGGUGUUGGGGAAUCAGUGGCGUGAACUGGAAAACAUGAAGGCCCAAUUUGUAGUCGUCAAUGGAAUCCGUAAAGUAGCCUGUGUGCUCAGUGCCAAUUUAAGGCACAUCCGUGUUUUUGAGAUGGAUGUAGAAGAUGAGGACGACGAAGGAGCUGACUCACAGAACGCCAGCGCUGACCAGGAGGGACUGGAAACUACAAUAUCUAGCCAGGGGGUGGUAGAGGAGAAUUUGGAGUCAGAAGGAGAAUCCAGAGUGCAGGAAGGAGAUAUGUUUCAAAAGUCAGAGGAACUUUUACAGUCGCAGGAAGCCUUGUGACUCAUGUGACCAUCAAUCUGUAUAAAUACCUUAAGAACUCGGCUUCUUUUUUUUUGUAAAUGUUUUUCAUAUUUAAGAAUAAAAAACUUUUCCGCACUA